UACCAAACGAGUAUUUCUGCUCCUCCAACUGCCGUGAAUUUUCCACCAGGGCCGCAAAUCGCAGUCUUUGCUUGAAAUUAAUGAGCAACCAUCUUCAGAGACCGUGGACUAUCGUUUCGCAGUAUCUUUCAUUUACCCGUCGCCCCUUCAUCCAGCGCUCUCACUCUCCGGCUCAAUUGCUUUCUUGACAGGAAACGGUCCAAUAGCCGCGGCCCCGCACCAUCGUCUCUCUCUCCAGGCGUCACGGGCAUCCCAAUUCCGCUUCCCCCACGAAAUCUGCCAUCAGCCACCCGAAUCCAGCAAUCCCACCUCCUCCCGGGAAGCGCUCUCGAUCUAUCGGUUUCUUCGUGACAAGCAUCGCCCCCAGUUCCUUCCAGACUAUAGCCCAGCACGACUUGGAGAAUCGCCCCUGUCAUCCUGGCUGAUUCCUUCUCUCUCUCCAAAACGAAGCCUGCCACUUUUCCGUCCCCGGCAUUUCUUCCCACCAACGUUACACCAAACCUUCUUUUCUUCCUUUCGUAUCGCCUGCGCCCCGACACACACACACACGAGUCUCUUCCUUAAGACGAGGAUAGAAAACAAAGAUCCGUCGUGCUAUUCGUCGUCGCCGCCGCCGCCUACAUUUCCUCCUUAUCAGCCUUUCGCUUCCUAGCCGCGCGCUCGAUCUGACGGAAAAAGUUCGCCCUGGUCGAAGGAGAGAGAGGGAGAAGCCGCCUGCUCAGCGGCUGGGUCUGAAACAAUCCAUCCUCGAGCGUACGACCCCAAAAGCCACACCUACAAAAUGAGCAACUACCCAAGACGAAGCGCUCGGAUAUCACAUCUACAAGAACAACAUAGAAACAAUCUUCCAGCGCCUUCAUUUGCACGCGGUUUCUCACAGUCUUCAAGCACAUCGACAAGUUCGCACCCAAGUCCUGUCAGUGACGGCCUUCAAGCCGCGGAGCCGCAACACGCACAAGUAUCUCAGCAGCCUCAGCACCAAAUGCAAUCGCUCUUCAUGCCUCUCCAACAACAACAGCAGCAGCAGCAACAACAAUCCUACGCCCAUGCUCCUUUACCUUCGCCAUCGACGGCAGAGUUGGAGCCAUUUUUCGCCCGAUCGCAUUCUCAACCAAAUCCGUACUCUUCUCAGCAAUCCCACCUCAGCUUCCAGGCUCAGCAACGACAACAAUCGUAUCAGGGACCAUCGCAACAGAAGGAACAACCUCAGAUGCAUCACCAGCUACAUCCACACACCAAUUCCAUGUCGCAAGAGCACCCCAUCCACGGACAGGCACUGAAUCCAGGCCAAUUGCCACCUGAUUUUCUUGCCGAGGCAGCCAAACGCGCCCAGAUUGCCUGUCUCAUGAGAGAUCUGGGUGACGUCUCGCUAUAGACAGCAGCAGCCGCAGCCGCCGCCGAAACUCAGACCAACAGUUUUUCUUUUCGCGAGACACGGCCAUGAAAACGCUAAUUGUCUGCAACAUACAAAUUGUUGCUGGGGUCGUUUUCGGGAUUGUUUGUCGAAUCAUGAGGCAUUCAUCUGAUAAACAGCACGCAGUAAUCUCCUCAGCCCACGACUCAAAAAUCUACUCUCCGAGGGUGGAAAAUUAAAACGUGACAUGUCCCUGACAUAUGAUGACACCACUCAGAGCAUAAUCUCUCUUUCUCCGACAGAACAUCACCACACGCGAGUUGGUACCACAUCUCGAGUCUACCACGCAGAUGGUUGAAUUUCCUACUGCAAAGGACAAGUUUUUGUCUUGCCUCCACACUCAACCACACCACAAUUUUUUUUUAACUCACGCCUUUACGACCAUAUACGCUUUACCUCGGGGAUUUAUUUUCAUUCUCAUCUCAGCUCAUUACCUCGUCUCAUAGCUUUUGUCGACAUUUCUUAUUUAUUUCUUUAUACCCCUCCCCGACCAAUCCGAUGAUUAUGUUGCCAUGUCAAUGAUAAUAAUAAGGGAACGAACGUCCGAAUGUCCAGAUUCAAAGCUUGUCCUUAGACCGACCUCGUUUUAUUUUAGACGGAAUAUACACAACAAAUCGGCACCUACUUGGCUUUUUUCUUUUUGUUUGUUGCGCCUGUCAAGGGUUCUUAUCAUAUGAGAAUGUUUGGUUCUUUGGACGUUUUGGUUUUUGGGCGAUAUUCACAUGUUUUUUUGUUUGGACACUGGGUAGCGGGAUUUCCCUCUUGGACGAUGCAUUGCUUCGGUGUGAAAAGAUUUGGCGUUCAAUUCAGAAAUGACCUGGGGAAAUUCUUCUUCCCCAAAGGUAUGAAGUAGUCCCAUAUUAAGUAUCAACGUAUGAAGUAUCAAGUUGGAUUACA
Exophiala oligosperma is the source of this 2311-nucleotide messenger RNA. RefSeq lists its product as uncharacterized. The record is from RefSeq and is a predicted model, not a curated record. Lineage: Eukaryota; Fungi; Ascomycota; Eurotiomycetes; Chaetothyriales; Herpotrichiellaceae. The transcript has a single exon. Bases 782 to 1375 code for a protein of 197 amino acids.